GGGGAGGUAACGCUAACAAAGAUGGGGGAGAGAAGUCAUAAACACAACAAUGGCUAAAGAAGAGAAAAUGCUUGGAGUACCGAGUAUGUCAAGCUCCAUAGAUCGAAAUCACUGGACUCGGAUAGAAAAGAAGAACUGGACAGUCAUGCUUAUGUGUGGCACAGCCAUGUUGUAUGCUGCUAGAACCAUCAUGCCUGUCUGCAUUGUUGUGGUUGCAAAGGAAAUGAAUUGGGACAAAAGAGAAUCGGGUACAGUGCUAUCUGCAUUUUUCUGGGGUUACACUAUGACCCAAUUUAUUGGUGGAUAUGUCAGUGACCAUGUGGGUGGAGAGGUGGUCUUGUUUAUUUCUGCAUCUCUGUGGUCUGUUUUCACACUCUUCACUCCACCAGUAAUCAACAUAUCAGCUGUGAUGUACAAAUCUCUGUCAGCAGUGUUUGCAUUUAGGAUGAUGUUGGGAUUAUCACAAGGUGUUCACUUUCCCAGUAUAACAAGCUUAAUUUCACGAAAAGUUCAUGACCAUGAGAAAUCUUUGACAUUCAGUUUGAUUGGUACAGGUGCUCACUGUGGAACAUUGCUGAGUGGUAGCCUUGGAUCAUACCUAAUGGAAAAUUUUGGAUGGGAGACUCCUUUCUUCUUGUUUGGAUUUGGUGGGCUGCUUUGGACAUUUUGCUUACGUUACUGGUCACGAAAAAGUGAAAUUUACAAUGGCAAGACCUUAGAGCUGAUUGCUACUGAUGGUGAAAGUGGCAUCCAAGGAACAGUACAUGAAAAUGUUCCUUGGAAAACACUCUUCACAAAAGUACCUUUUUGGUCAUUGUUAGUGGCCAAUUACUGUCAGAGCAAUGCCUUCUACAUACUCCUAUCCUGGCUUCCAACAUUUUUCCAUGAAAACUUUCCAGAAGCCCGGAGCUGGGUGUUUAAUGUUGUGCCUUGGCUUGUGAUUGUGCCAUGUAACAUCACUGCAGGCUGGCUUGCAGACAAGCUCAUAAAGGGAGGGUACCAAGUGACAGCUGUCAGAAAAAUGUUGGUGUCAGUACUGUUUUGUGGCUGCUCGCUGUUCCUUUUACUCAUCUCAUUUGUGAGUGAUUACUACAGCACACUUCUGUGCAUGACACUGGCUGUUGCUUCAUGUGGUUUUUAUAGCAGCAGCCUCGCUAUCAAUCCUGUAGACAUUGCACCACGCCAUGCAGGUGCUGUAUUUGGCAUUAUGAAUAUGACAAGUGCAAUUCCUGGAUUUGUUGGAGUGUAUAUGGCUGGAUACAUCCUAGAAACUUCAAAAAGCUGGAGUGCAGUAUUCAACCAAACAGCAGCUAUUAAUAUAACUGGCUGGUUAGUCUUUCUCCUGUUGGGCACAGCCAGACCAAUCAUUUGAGGUUAUUAUAAAAUCGCCUUUUCAACGCUGAAGGGUGGUUGCUAUACAUCAGUUGAUGCAAAUGACGACACUGAAGCCUGCUAACUUAUUAAGUACAUAAAGUAAAACUCUGGAAAAUUCAUUUAUUUUGCCUUUGAAGUUUAAAAUGCAAGCAAAACAGAAUUUUUAUUUGGUAUUUGUCUGAUACAGCUGCCUAUACCUAGAAUGGUGGAAAGGAAUCAGUUGGCACAGCAAGAAAUUAUAGCACUAUAUGAAACUCUGUGCUAAGGGAGAUAGUCAUUGUGUACAUAGUCUCACUCCUUAGCAUUCUUUAUCAUUUGCAGAAAAUGCAAAUUUUGGCCAAGCAUUUGUUUCAUAGUUUCAUGGCAAAGUCUUGAGCAGUCAGAAAAAAAAGUAAUCAAUCUUGACAUCAUAGUCACAUUCUAAGUACAGUUCCAUGAAUUUCAAAGCCGUGUGAGUUCUCAGUUAAACAAUCAACUCUUUCCACAUCAUUCAUGAGCCUUUACACGGACGCAGUAUAUAAUUAAUACUUUUAUAACUUCUUUAAGCAACAUUGUGUAUGUGUAACACCAAAUCAGCUGUGGAAGGUUGAGUGGCGCUGUGGCAGUGUUGUGACUGUCAGGUUAAAGAUCCAACAUUUGACAGUUGCAGUGCCUACAUGGCAAAUGCUGUUACAUAAACAAAGAGAACUGACAAGCAGAACUAUAAAAUCUGCAGUAAUGCAGCAGGGCGGCUACAGCAUCCCAUCCAUAAAGUUUCAGUUGAUGCAUUCCGCCAUUAAGGUAUACCAAAGUAGUCGCAGUUCUAGUCUUAAAUGGACACCUUGAAUGGCAAAGUUCAUUUGUUAUUUCCCAUUUGAACUCAGAAACCUUAUGGGUAUAUUUGUUGUUGUUGACAAAGUUCAAUCAAAACUUUAUGUAGAGUUCACAGUCAGUGUGGUUAUGCUACUUGAGAACUACAACUUUAUUUGUUCUUCAAAGGCAGAUCAUGUUUGGUGACUGGAAUGGGGUAUAUGUAAAUGUGGUACUGUGUGUAGGGGAGGGUAGGGAAAGGAAAUGUGUGUGUCAGUGCAUGUGUCCAGACAUGCAAGUGUAAAUUAAUGUUUGUACAUAUAGAUCUUUAUUUAUUCUUCCCUUAUUAUUGCCAAAUGUAAACAAAAGUGUUUUGUUAUCUCGUCCUUGGUUUAAUGAUAUCUUGUUUAGUCAAAUGAUAUCUUCAUCAAUCAAUGUACAAACUUAAUAGUAAAGUCAGCAUUUUUUUAAAGAACUGUAACCAGGACUUUGAUUGACAGACUGCCUCCUAAACAUUUUAUCAAUGGACAGAAAUGGACACUUUACAAAAUAUAACUUUUAUGACAAAGUGUCAGUUCCUUAAAACUGUAGCAUACCAUAGUGCAGCAUGUGAAAUGUUAUAUGCCUAUGAAUAAGCGCAUCAGUAGCUUCUCUCAGUUAAACAUGACUUUCAUAAGUGCUUAAUGGCUUUAUCACUCACUCUCUUGAUCAGUCAGCCUCUCAUUUCUGAGAUUUGCUUUUGGGUUUGGGUGAAGGUAGAUGUCAAGUAUGAGUUAAGAUUUUGGUCAGGGUUAGGAUUGGGCAUAUAGGAAUUUAAAAAUCUCUGUUAAGGAAUGCUGUUCAGAGAGAUGCAGUCACCGAUCUUGAAGCAAUCCUUUUGGUGGUUUAUGACAGAGAUAAAAAACAUAAACUGUCAUUAUCGGACAUAUGUUUCCUAUAUUUAAAUUAAGAGGCAAUUUUUACAUUAACCUUUAGGGAAAAUUCACAUAAAGAUUGACAUCUAAAUUCUAACUUUUGAUGCAAUUGAAGGACGCAGUCCAUGUGAGAGUUUUGCACACCUGGUAAUAAGGUAUUGCCUUAAAAGGGAGCCAACUUUUGCAACAUUUCAGAACAUAAGAUUCUGACUUCAUUCCAAGACACAGACAAGAAUUUUAAGGUUCAAGGGCUUGCAUCUUGUGAAGAGAACCAAAUUAUUCUGUCAGAUUUAUAGAGCUUUGAAUAACCUUAAUAUGGUUUUGCCAUGACAUUUAGGUUCCUCUAAUUAUGAAAGUGGGUUUUAGACCAUUUUAAGAAGUAACUGAAAAUGUAGAGGAAGGAAAAUAUUCUAUCUUCUGAUAUAUCAAGGUAUAAUAGCAACAAAGUUGUUAUCUUAAAUUUGGGAUUUGUCAUGCUGCAGUAGUCUUGAUCCAGUCUUGUAAAAUUAAUAUUGCACAUCUUUGAAAAUACUGGAUUAAUGCAUAUUUUAGGAUCUUAAUUUUGGACUUGCCUCUGAUUCAAUGUUGCUCUGAAUAUAAUUUGAAUAUUUUGGUGGUUUUUUUUUUUAAAAAAAAUUUUAGUUGUAUCAUAAGGCAAUUGCAAACCAGAUUUUCAGUUUAUGAAAGGCCAUAAUUAAGAAAUUGACAAGAUAAUUUUUUAAAACCACAUUUUAGCAACUUAGUAUGAAUUAUAAUUGCCAUCAGUGUCUUUUCAAGUAACAGUGUUUUCAUUUGGAACUUAUGGCUUUGCUUAUUGGGCUAUAUACUGAAAAUGUUGAUGGAUAUGAUAAUCUCUCGUGACUUCCUCAUUUGCGUUUAUUUCAGCAUUAUUGGCAGUGCCAAGACUGUCAUCCAACCACUUGCUUGUUUUUAACAUUUACCAGUAUCAUCAAUCUUUACCAGUGUUGCCUCAAAGCUCCAUCUAAUUACUUAUUGAAACAUAUCUUGUACUUAAGUAUAAAAAAAAACUUUUGGUCAUUUGCACACAGAUGAUCUCCUUUUGCUUCAUGUGCUCAAAUGCCAAGCUUGCUCAUGAAUAUAGUCACAAUAUGGUUUUAAAAUUGUGUGUAACUAACCUUACUACAUGGUAUGGAGAUUGCAGAACAGGAAGGUUUUGUAUGCUAUACAGUACUUUACAUAUUUUGCAAAAACUUCUCAACCACAUUUUGCCUUGCACAUGGUGUUUGCAGGCAUGUGCUCUAACAUUUUAUCAGUGUAAACCCUAUGAAAUGUAUAUAUAUUUUUUAUUAUAUUUCUUUUUAUUGUAUAGUAUUUUUUACUUUCAUGUCUGAUCAGAUUUAAAAUCUGAAAAUCAUGUAUAUAUCCUAAACUCUGGUUAUUGAUGCUAAUUUGUGAUAGAGAAUGGUUAGAAAAAAAAAUGUGACAUAUCAGAUGAAUAUUGGCUGCACAAAUAUGUCUGUAUGCAUAUGCCCCUUCACAAACACUUUGCAGAUCCGUGGUGUAUGUGGCCAUGGGCUUUCUUAUGUGCUCAUACAUGACGUGUGUUCUAGUCCAUGUAUGUGUUUAUUUUGUUCUGGUGUUGUCACACAAGUGCAGUUGAGUAUAAUUUAUUCAUUCUUGCAUGCUGUGUCCUGAGAUGUUGUUUAUUGAAAUGUUCUCUUAUGUCUGUUGAUUGUGAUUUUUAAAAAAAAAUGUGAUUGUUUACUCACAUCUAGGAAGAUGUUUAAGAGUAUGGCAAAACAGUUUAAUUCUUCGUUCCUUCCACAUGCUAUGUGCCUGAUCAUCAAUGGUGAUUAUAAAACCACAUUAUUUUUUGAAGUUUUGGAAAGGGAAAGUUUGUUUGGUCCUAAAACACGGUCACACUAACUAGUAGCUCUAGAUACAAUAAAUGCAAAUGGUUCAAUAUAUCUUCUAUGACAUGUGGAAGAUGAAGCCCAACAUUCUUUUUUCACUUUCACCAAUUUCUGCGAGGCGGAGUUUUAUUAGCUAUAUGUCCAGGGAAGCUUUAAAACAGAUUUUCUACUAUAAGGUCAACACAUUACCAGGCUAUAGAUUUCCUAUGUUAUCAUAUUAAGUUGCAAUAUAUCCACAACAAAGGCUGAAAGGUUAAGUUAAUAACUUAUUUACUGUCACGACCAGAAAUAAUAAAGAAAAUGUGAUUGUAAUUAUUAUUAUUAUUUUUAAUUUUUUUAUGUGCUUUAUUCGGAAUCACAAUGAGGGAAACUGAAGAGUGUUAGGAUUUUUUGAACUUUAAAACUUUUUAUUUCAUACAACAGAUUGGAUAAGCACAGAUACAUAUGGUUAUUAUACUGGAAAAAGGAGCAUGGCUGGGGGAACAGAAAGUAUAUUAUCAUUUCCCUUCCGCUCCCUUCUUAUGCUUGCCCAAGAGACUACAAAUCUCUAGAUCUGAAAUAGACAGGAACACCUCCUCCACCAUCAGUUGACCCACUUGGUGAUUAAGAUCCCAUUCUACAUACCGUUGCUGCAUUGUUUUCCAGGUUUUCUUACUUUGUGGAGAAAGUGUCAUUGUGAUAUGAAAAAAAGUUGACUCCACAUUUUGUUGGAAUUAUAUGUGCAUUUCAUUGUUUAUUUGUUUUGUGAAAUAUUGUAUAUGCAUUGAUUUUGUCUACAUAAAUUUUGCACAAAUUAGCUUUUCUUGAAAAUUAAGGGCAUUUAAUUAUACAGAUAAUAAAGCCACCUAUGUAAGGAUAAGGUUUUGAAAGAGGAAAGAAUGAAGAAAUGUUAUGGAAAUGUAUCAAUUGAUAAAAAUAUUUCUUUAAAAUAACAACACACAGGAGAUCUGUUUUGUACUCACUGUCAUCUGAAAAGAGUUCUGGGUUCAAACAGAAUUCUUUACUGCAAAUCAUUGGCAGAUUGUUGGCCUUAUGUUUACCAUAAAUUCAUUAUUUAAAAUAAAAUAUUUCUUAAAACAGUUUUACUGUAAGCCAAUGGCCAUACCUGACACUUUUUGACAGCUUCAAGUUUUGCGCUUUCAUAACAGAGCUGUUUUCAGAUAAUUUUUUUUAAAUAUUCUAUUUCAUGGAAUCUGCUUAAAGAGAUUAGGCUUCAAAGUAAGUACUUAAAAUAUAUAUCAAUGUACAUGAAAGUGGUACCAAGCUUUCACAAGUAUUCAUAUAUCUUAUGACAUUUCAUCGAGAUUCUGUUAACAGGGUUUUUUUUUUUUUUUUCUACGACUGUUUUUGAGACCAGCAUCCAUCAUUAUUAUGUUUGUGUGUUUUUCUUUUUCGUUAAGAGCUUUGAACCCAAUUUGGGAAGAAGCGCUAUACAAAUCAACAUUUAUAAUUUAUGUGGAAGCUCAAUUCACCAUUUAUAUAACUGGGUUUAAUAAGGAUGUGUAAUAUAUUUAGAAGCCCUCAAACAUCACUUUUCCUGAUGCUGCCUGUGAGAAAGAGCAUGCAUUGAAUAUUCACACGUUUUAAAAGUGCAUACAAUGCUUGAGUGGCAUGUCGUCACUGGCAGUGCCAGCCAGAAAAUAUACAGCGUAAUAUGAUUGGUGGAAUGUACACUGGAGAGACAGUUUUGUGGCUAUGUGUAUGAGGAACACAUUUGUUUGAAUAAGUUGCAUCAUACUUCAGAUUGUUCAACUGUAACUUUUCCCACCUUCAAGUUCCUUUGAAUUCUUUUAGAUUUUAUAUUCAGAGUAUUUUUGUGCACACAUACACAAGUGUUAGAUGCAAAUAUAAGAGAAGAUAAGGGGGACAAAGCUACCUAGGGUCAAAGAUAAUGAAAACAUUUAAUACCUUCUGUACAUUUAAAAUGUUAAGCUUCUCAAUUUUCAGGCGUUGCAUUCUUAUCCCUGCAUUGGCAUCUACAUCAAUGCUUCUUAAACACUGCUGCUUUUUCAUCUGUUUCUCAGGAUUAAGUGGCAGAGUAUAGGAGAGUAUUGUUUAUGCUGCUUUGUUUUUCAGUACACAUUGAGCUCACUGCCAGCCAGGGAAAGGUGCUAUAAAAGUGCUUUUAAUUUUCUUAAUAGCGUAUAAUUUUAUUAGUGCUGUAAUUAUAUUUACCUAUCUUCUAAACAUCACCAGCAUAUGAGUAUAUUCUGGGUGAGAGCAACAGAUGAGAGUGAUGAAUGUGAAUGAUCUAGAUUCAGAAAAUUUAUUUUUAAAAGUUGAUGAAAUAUGUUUUUAAGUAUUUAUUCAAAAAUUGCACAAAUGUGUUAAAAAUAUAAACAACUUUUUUUAAAAACUGAUGUGUCAUCACACUUACAGAGCAGAUUAAUUUUCUUUCAUUUGAAAGGUUGUAUUGUUGAAAAAAGAUCAUUUUUCCAUGAAAUGUUUAUGUUUUAACAUUCUUGUUAAUUGAUAAUGGAGAAAAUGAUUGGCUCAUGUGAUACCAUUCAUUCUGGAUAAAAAUAAAAUUAAAAAAAAGUA
Messenger RNA from Pomacea canaliculata, 7492 nucleotides. Its product is annotated as solute carrier family 17 member 9-like. Gene Ontology annotation, molecular function: transmembrane transporter activity. The transcript has 12 exons. Gene Ontology annotation, biological process: transmembrane transport. The record is from RefSeq and is a predicted model, not a curated record. NCBI's taxonomy places the organism in Eukaryota, Metazoa, Mollusca, Gastropoda, Architaenioglossa, Ampullariidae. Bases 50 to 1372 code for a protein of 440 amino acids.